AGUAAUAGCAGAAUACACUGGUGUGGUUACUCUGUAAUUUAGGUUCUCUCGAGAUCUCGCAACGGUAAAACGUUUUGUGUAAACAUGUCGUCAUCGAAAAUAGUUCCUAUUCUUUCGACAGCGGGUGCUAUUCCAGUAAAAAAUGACAAAGGAGAGAUAUCCAUGCAAAAAGUUAAGGUCAAUCGCUAUGUAUCGGGCAAACGACCAGACUAUGCUACUAUUCAUACUUCCUCGGACGAUAGUGAUGAUGAAGAGUUCAUCAGGCCGCGGAAAAAUGCAAGAGGGAAACAAGAAGAAGAAAGUCCUGAACAUGAGUGGGAGGAUAUGCCAGAUAUUCCUCUCACUGACCACAGUGACAGACGAUUAAAACGCCUUUUGAACCGUGAAAUUGAUGAACAUAGAAUUGAAAGACACAGGCACAUCCAUGAACCUGAGGUCAUUGGAACAGAGGAAGAAGAAGCAUCACCCCAAUUGGAAAAUACUGUAAACGAUGAUGAAAUUAAUUUUAGCAGAAAUGCCCGAAGGUGGGAAUCUAGUGAAGAAGAAGAUGAGGUAGAAGAUCUUGAUGAAGAUGACAUUGAACGUCGAAGAAUGAUUGCCAGACAGAAGGCUGUAAUUAAACAGCAAGAAGAAGAGUUGUUGGCUAGGGAAGAAGAGAAAGAAAGUGAAGAAGAGGAGGAUGAUGAAGCUUCUGAAUAUGAAGAAUACACAGAUUCAGAAGAAGAAACUGGUCCAAGGUUAAAGCCAAUUUUUGUUAGUAAGAAAGAACGAAUCACCAUAGCUGAAAAGGAAAAAGAAUUACAGAAACAAAAACUUAUGGAACUCGAGGCCAAAAAGAUUGCAGAAGAACGUCGGCGUUACACUUUAAAGGUAAUUUGUCAGUGUCAUCCUUCUAAUUUCAUUAGUAAACUAUUGACAAAUUUACAGGUCGUGGAAGAGGAAGUACGCAAAGAAAUGCAGGCCAAAGACGAAAAAGAUCUUGAAUCGGGAAUUUUGUCUGUACUGACAGAUGCAGAAGAUGAAGAACUUGAGUACGAAAGCUGGAAAUUACGAGAACUUAAACGAAAUAAGCGAGAUCGCGAUGAACGUGAAGCAGAAGAGAAGGAGCGACAAGAAAUUGAACGUAUUCGUAAUAUGACCGAAGAAGAACGGCGGCUGGAAUUCAAGAACAAUCCGAAGCAAGUCACCAACAAGGCGCCAAAGGGCAAAUACAAGUUCCUGCAGAAAUACUACCACCGCGGUGCUUUUUACCUGGACGAAGACAAGGAAGUUUUCAAACGUGACUUUGCUGUACCUACUCUGGAAGAUCAUUUCGAUAAGACUGUUCUACCCAAGGUUAUGCAAGUUAAAAACUUCGGUCGUAGUGGGCGAACCAAAUACACGCAUUUGGUAGAUCAAGACACGUCACAAGCCGACGCACCUUGGGCAACUCAUAGUGCUCAGAACUUGAAAUUCUACACACAGCAUGCCGGUGGAGUGAAGCAAAUAUUCCAAAGGCCCGCACUGAAGAAAAAGAACACGGGUACCUGAUAUUUUCACUGUUUAGUAUUUAAAAUCUCUCAAUGACGUUGUCUUAAAUGUGGAAUAUUAUGGUCGAUAAAUGCAAUUCAAUAAACUGCUAUCAAUUUCUGGA
This is a messenger RNA of Daphnia magna, 1633 nucleotides long. RefSeq names its product microfibrillar-associated protein 1 (gene Mfap1). Gene Ontology annotation, biological process: mRNA splicing, via spliceosome. Gene Ontology annotation, cellular component: U2-type spliceosomal complex. Lineage: Eukaryota; Metazoa; Arthropoda; Branchiopoda; Diplostraca; Daphniidae. The transcript has 6 exons. The coding region runs from base 85 to 1530 and encodes 481 amino acids. Gene Ontology annotation, molecular function: RNA binding. The record is from RefSeq and is a predicted model, not a curated record.